Molecule: messenger RNA, 1818 nt
Organism: Miscanthus lutarioriparius
Lineage: Eukaryota; Viridiplantae; Streptophyta; Magnoliopsida; Poales; Poaceae
Source: the annotation of a GenBank genome assembly
AUGGAGGUGUUUGGUUGUGGGGAUGAGGUGGUCGAUGCUGAAUACGCGGAAGUAGAUCCAACCGGGCGAUACAUGCGCUAUAAUUUGAUUCUGGGGAGAGGAGCUUUCAAGACUGUUUACAAGGCAUUUGAUGAGGUCGAAGGCAUUGAGGUUGCAUGGAAUCAAAUCAACAUAGAUGAGGUGAUGCAAUGCCCAGAUAAUCUUGAUAGGCUCUACACAGAAGUUCAUCUUCUGAAGUCUCUCAAGCAUGGAAAUGUUAUGAAGUUUUAUUAUUCGUGGAUUGAUGACCAGAGUAAGACAAUUAAUGUCAUCACAGAGCUGUUCACAUCUGGAAGUCUCAGGCAUUACCGUCAGAAACAUCCACGUGUUAACUUGAAGGCAAUAAAGAAUUGGGCAAGGCAGAUUCUUCAUGGGUUGGAUUACCUGCAUAGCCACCAACCUCCAAUUAUUCAUAGAGACUUGAAGUGUGAUAAUAUUUUUGUUAAUGGAAACCAUGGAGAAGUCAAGAUUGGAGAUCUUGGGCUAGCUACAGUAAUGCAAACACCAAGGGCGAGGAGUGUUAUUGGUACUCCAGAAUUCAUGGCACCUGAACUUUAUGAUGAAAGUUAUGAUGAACUUGUUGAUAUAUACUCAUUUGGAAUGUGCUUGUUGGAGAUCUUUACUCUUGAAUAUCCAUACAGUGAAUGUACGAAUCCAGCUCAGAUUUUUAAGAAAGUAUCCACAGGUGUUAAACCUGCUGCAUUGGCUAAAAUUUCUGAUCUUCAAGUAAAGCAGUUCAUUGAGAAAUGUUUAGUUCCUGCUUCUGAGAGGUCGUCUGCCAAAGAACUUCUGCAAGACCCAUUUCUUUGUCCUGACAAUACACAUGAACCUGCUAUCACUAAGUUUACAUCUCCAACACCUAAUAAAACAGUAGAUAUUUCUUUGGCGUCUUUGCAUAUGGACGUUGACACUUUCGAAUCUAGCCCUUCUAAUUCAUGCAAGGAAAAUGCACAUUCACCAGUCCUGGAGUUCACAAGAACCAACAAAAAUACAGAGCUAAAGCUAAAGGGCGAGAAACAUGAUAACAACUCAGUCUCACUGGUUUUGCGAAUAGCUGAUUUGUCUGGUCAUGCAAGAAAUAUUCAUUUCCUCUUCUACUUGGACUCUGAUACAGCUAUGUCUGUAGCUGCUGAAAUGGUUGAACAAUUGGAGUUAGCAGAUUGCGAUGUUACUUUCAUUGCUGAUUUUAUUGACCUUUUGAUAGUGAAUCUUGUUCCGGGUUGGAGACCUGUAAAUGAUGCAGCAGCGAAGUCGUAUGGGCAGUCUGAAAGUGAACUUGCAAUCACUUCCCAUCAGAACAUCUCAAAGUUGGCACCUGAUUAUGCAUUAAUUGAUGGUAUGAUGCACCCAAAAUAUGUGAAUGCAUCAUCAACUGGUUUUCUUGAUUCUGUCUCAUGUGCAACCAACCUAGGAGGAUCACAAGGUUCUGAAGGUUCGGUUAUUUCUGUACAGCUUGCUGAGAGUUCCAAAAGUGUGAGUGACUAUGGGGCCGAGGAUUAUGGUACUAUGGACUGUGGUGGGUACAAAGAGGGAAUCAGUAAAGUAGAUUGCUGCCAAGUAUUAGAUGAUGGAUCGAGGUCAAUUUUCCAUAUAGAUCAAGCAUCACCGUUCUUGGAGUUGGCCAGCAGUGGUUCAUCAACUUCUACUGAUAAUCAGGAUGUGCUGAACGGGGAGCUUGUUUUGAUUGAAGCUCAGUACAAACAUUUGGUUGAUGAGUUGACAAGGAUGCGAGAAGAGGCUAUGGAAGGAGCUCGAAAAAAGUGGUUGCCAGAUAAAUGA